Messenger RNA from Copidosoma floridanum, 1314 nucleotides. RefSeq names its product tRNA dimethylallyltransferase. Gene Ontology annotation, biological process: tRNA modification. Gene Ontology annotation, molecular function: nucleic acid binding; tRNA dimethylallyltransferase activity; zinc ion binding. Gene Ontology annotation, cellular component: mitochondrion. NCBI's taxonomy places the organism in Eukaryota, Metazoa, Arthropoda, Insecta, Hymenoptera, Encyrtidae. The record is from RefSeq and is a predicted model, not a curated record.
GUGUACAAGGGCUUGGAUAUCGUGACGGCGAAGGUGACGAAGGAGGAGCAGGCCCAAGCGGUGCACCACAUGAUCGACAUAAACGACCCCCUCAAAGAGUACACGGUGGUCGACUUUAGGAACAAAGCCCUCUCGAUCAUGGACAGUAUGAUAAAAAGUAAAAAGACGCCGAUCAUUGUGGGUGGCACCAACUACUACAUCGAGUCGUUGAUCUGGCAGACGCUCGUCGACAAUCCAAAACGAGCAGGCGGUGACGACGAGGACAGCGGACUCGACGAAUCGCUGAUCAAAGUUCGACGAAUCGACGGCUCGAGUAACGAGGAGCUGCACAAAAAAUUGAUGCAAGUCGAUCCGGACAUGGCGCUGCGCGUCCACCCCAACAACAGGCGAAAAGUCAUCAGGUCCCUGGAGAUCUUCGAGCAGCACGGCGUCACGCACUCGGAAAUCCUGAGGCAGCAGCGAUUGGCCGCCGGCUGCAGUCUGGGCGGCCCCCUGCGAUACGACAACUCGAUUAUCUUCUGGCUGACUUGUGAGAAGGAAGUACUGGACAAGCGCAUAGACGCCCGGGUCGACUCGAUGAUGGACAAGGGAUUGGUACAGGAGCUACUCGACUUUCACGAACUGUACAACAAGGAUCGUCUCAAGAAGAAUGAGGAAGCUGACUACACGAAAGGCAUAUUCCAGAGCAUCGGCUUCAAGGAGUUUCACAACUACCUGAUCCUGUCAAAGGAGGAACGGGACGACGAAAAGGGCGAGAAGCUGCUGCAACAAUCCAUCGAGGAGUUGAAACGAGCCACGAGGAAGUACGCCAGGAGACAGCACAAGUGGGUGAGGAACAGGCUCGUACGAAGGGCCGACAGGCAGGUGCCGCCCCUGUACUCGCUGGACAGUACGGAUGUGGGGCAAUGGGAGAGCGAGGUCUACGGGAAAGCGGUGGACAUCGUCUCGGCGUAUCUGGACGGCCGCGCGCCCAGCCAGCCGGCGCUCAACAGCGUCAUCACCGACACGCGAAUCGCUGACAACAGCACCGAGACCAGCCAGUACUGCGAGGUUUGCCAGAGGAUUUUCAUCGGCGCGCAGUGGAACGAGCACUUGCAAGGAGCCAAGCAUAUGAAGGCUGUUCGGCGUAGAAGGAGACAGGAAGAGGCCAAUGAAUAUAGAGAGGCUGUCGAGAUUGAAGGGAAGGAUGAACGAGCCGCGUCCGUCGAGGCGGAGGCGUGAUGAUUUAUCGUCGGGCCAAUUGUACAGAUCACAAGUUGCAUUUCUGCGUUUUUGUAUAAAAUUUGCAUUUAUUUUUUGCCUUUUUUUUUAUAA